Messenger RNA from Parnassius mnemosyne (clouded apollo), 693 nucleotides. The record is from the annotation of a GenBank genome assembly. NCBI's taxonomy places the organism in Eukaryota, Metazoa, Arthropoda, Insecta, Lepidoptera, Papilionidae.
AUGGAUAAUUUCUACAAUUCUCCCGCGCUUGCGCGAGAAUUGAAAGUUCGGGGGUUUGACUGCGUGGGGACCUUACGAACGAAUCGUCACUUUGUUCCCAUUGAGCUGACGAAUCUUACGAAAAAAGACAUGGCGAUAGGUCAGGUGAACGGUUGCACUUCGGGGGAUGUGGACCUCAUCGUAUACCGGGACAAAAACCGUGUGGCAUUUGUCUCGACAUACCAUGGGCUAGCAACCGCGAUGUGCGGUGAUACACACAAGCCCACCGUCAUACCAGACUAUAAUGUCUGUAUGGGGGGGGUUGAUCGCAAAGACCAGAUGCUCGCCAUGUACCCCAUUGAAAGAAGGCGGAACAAAAUCUGGUACAAAAAGUUUUUCAGGAAGCUCUUGAAUGCUAGUGUUCUAAAUGCCUACAUACUCCACAAGGCACACCGCUCAAUUUCUCACCGAAAUUUUCGCCAAACUUUGGUGAGGGAAUUGUUGGCAGCACACACACCACCAGCACCUACCCGUGCACUGCCGAACACCUGGCAUUUUCCGGGGCAAUACGAUCUGCUCCCGGGAACAACACGGAACGAGCACCAGAGGCGUAGUUGUUCAGUUUGCAAAAAGCGAACAUCAAGCUUUUGCAAAGCCUGCAACGUGCCCCUGUGUGUGUUUGGUUGCUUUGAGUCAUAUCACACUUCACAGUAA